Molecule: messenger RNA, 636 nt
Organism: Medioppia subpectinata
Lineage: Eukaryota; Metazoa; Arthropoda; Arachnida; Sarcoptiformes; Oppiidae
Source: the annotation of a GenBank genome assembly
GGCGCAUUUAUUGCAAAACAAAACGUUUGGUUUCGAAGUUUGGCUGAAAUUGUGAUUCAAUUCAUUGAUUAGUAAAUCGUUGUAUAGUUUAAGGCCUGAAGACAAUUGUCGUCAGUUAUGGACACUUACAGCAGUUCCGCCAAAACGCGAAUCACCGGUGCUUUGAUGCAGAACUACGUGCAAAAGGCGGCCACUCUUGUCGGCGAUGUCAUUAAGGUGGAAAAUGACGGCAAAAGAGCGACCAUUAAGACAACGGACGAGCAGUUCGUUCAGAUUGUGUUCACACAACCGCUGAUGACACCACUCACUAACUCAUGUCUGAUCGAAGUCUACGGCAUUGUCUUAAGUCGGACUCAAUUCCAAUGUCACGAUUACAUGCAAUUCCCUCCAGAAAUGAGUGACAAAUUUGAUCGCCAAACGUAUAACGAUUUCAUCGCUCAAUACAUUAAGACAUGCGAUGAACACAUCAAUUGUUUGGUUGAGUCCAACGAAGACCGUUCACUGAUCCAUCCGAUGGACAACUUCGUGAUCACUACUUCCAAUGCCAACGNGUUAUAUUCAAUUCGCACUAUUGCUUACUUCAGUCACAAAAUUGGUUGCUUGAGUGAGGAGAGCGUUCGCAUUAGGAUUUCUUAA